CGACGGGAGGGAUGGCGAAGGGGCGGGAAAAGCCGAUCCUCCUCGACUCCUUGGAUGGGCCCCUCCUUCCCAAUUGAGUUUGGGAAGAGGGAGGGAAGGCGAGGAGGGAAGAGAUGAGCUCCGUCGAGCGGCACCAGCAGCGGCAGCCACAGGACCAGCGCGCCCCUCGCUCGCCCGCUCUGCCGCCCUGGUCCCGAGACAUGGCUGUCUAUUGCAGCGAGGCGUUCAGCGUCUAUCCCCAAAGCGCGGCGCCCGCCAAUUACGAGUACCCGCAGCCGCCGGGCGCCGCCAGCUAUUUAUGGGGCGCGUACUCGCAGGGGAGCGGGGCCAGCAGCGCCGGGGGCGGCGGAGGGGCAGCGCCGGGGGCCUCCUUCCUUCCCUACGGCUGCCCCCCGCGCGGAGUGGGGGCGCCUCCGCUGCUCAACGCUUCGGGCUCCUCGUCGGGGGGCUCGUCGUCGUCCUCGUCGCCGCCGGAGCUGGGCUGGCUGAGCCUGGCCAGCCAGGAGGAGCUGCUGCGCCUGGUGCGCCCGCCCUACUCCUACUCGGCGCUGAUCGCCAUGGCCAUCCAGAGCGCGCCGGAGCGCAAGCUGACCCUCAGCCACAUCUACCAGUACGUGGCCGAGAACUUCCCCUUCUACAAGCGCAGCAAGGCCGGCUGGCAGAACUCCAUCCGGCACAACCUCUCGCUCAACGACUGCUUUCGGAAGGUGCCCCGCGAUGAGGACGACCCCGGGAAGGGAAACUACUGGACCUUGGACCCAAACUGUGAGAAAAUGUUUGACAACGGGAAUUUCCGCCGCAAGCGCAAGAGGCGCUCAGACCCUAAUGCCUCUGCUGUGACCUCCACCGUUUCCACCUUGGGGACCCUGAAGACUGAGGAAGGGCACUUGAUUUCUUUAGCUGCAGGAAAGCCCAGCGGUGAAAGCCCCUCCUCAGAGCUCGAACCAAUGGCUUCCAUGCGGGGCCAUUCGAAGAGUGCCUCUCCACCUGUGAUCGUCUCGCCUACUCCCAGUUGCCUUAGCAGCUUUUUCAGUGGCAUGAACUCGCUCAGCAAUGGAGGCCGCCUUCCCGGGAGCUUCAGCAGUGAUUUACACCACCGAAACCUCCCAGCUGGGCCACUGAGUGGGAGCAGUUUUGCCCAGGAAGUCCCCCCUACGGAGCAGCUCCAGCGGGUUUCCGGGCCAGCCGGGGCCUACUACAGCCCGUUCCAUCCCAGCAGUGGUGGCCAAUCGGGCCAGUACAACCACUUAUACAACUUCACAGUCAACAGCCUCAUCUAUGCACGGGAAGGCACUGAAGUGUAACUCUGUUGUGUAGGCAAACCUUGGUCCUACUAGACCAAGGAGAAGAAGGCCAGGUUUAUUAUUCUGCAUCUGAGAAGACAAUGUCCCACUUCCAACUUUUUUCCACCCGUAAAAUUGACUUCACGCAGGACAACUUUCAGGGCCAUGAACAAAAAGGUUUUGACACUUGAUCUUUAAGGGGGAAUGUACGGCACACUCUGGACUUCAAAAUAUUUCUUUUGCAUAUUACCAGCAUGUCACAAGUUUUGCAACUGAGGACCACCUAGACUGAUUUGAAAUGUUUUCAAUGUUGGUAUUAAAAUCUAUUUUUUUAAGCUGGAAAGAGAACCAAAUAUCGAGAAGUAUAUUGUUUGUGGGCUGUUGGGGUUUUUGAUGUGCAUUUUGGGUGCCUCUGUUUACAAGUGCUAUAGUACAAAAACAGAUGAAGAGAUUAAAUGAAGUGCCUUGAACAAUGUAAAAAUGUAGUUGCCUUUGCUUAGAAGGUUCUGUUUGAAACUUCUGUUAGCCAGCCUUUCACUGCCACAGAUUUCUUCUUCAGUCCACAGACAGGCACCAAGCAAGGAUUUCUUGGGCCCCUGAGUUUUUUGCUGAUACGAUUUUUAUAAAUUUGAUUUGAUCAGGGCUGGCCCUAUCAUUAGAAAGAUUGGUGCAACAUCUUCAGUUAGUACAUACUGGGAUACACAAUUCCCAUUAGUUGGAGGGCAGUACCACUCCUCACCUUCUAAGUCAGUGGUUCUCAACCUUCCUAAUGCUGCGACCCCUUAAUACAGUUCCUUAUGUUGUGGUGACCCCCAACCAUAAAGUUAUUUUCAUUGCUACUUCAUAACAGUCAUUUUGCUACUGUUAUGAAUCGUAAUGUCAAUAUCUCAUAUGCAGGAUGAUUUUUCAUUCACUUGACCAAAUUUGGCACAAAUAUCCGAUACACCCAAAUUUGAAUGGUGGUGUUGAGGGGGAUUGAUUUUGUCAUUUGGGAGUUGUAGUUGCUGAGAUUUAUAGCUAACCUACAAUCAAAAAGCAUUCUGAUCUCCACCAACGAUGGAAUUGAACCAAUCUUGGCACACAGAACUCACAUGACUAACAGAAAAUACUGGAAGGGUUUGGUGGGCAUUGACCUUGAGUUUUGGAGUUGUAGUUCACCUACAUCCAGAGAGCAAUGAUGGAUCUGGAUGAAAAUUGGCACGAAUGCUCAAUAUGCCCAAAUGUGAACACUGGUGGAAUUUGGGGAUAAUAGGCCGUGACAUUUGGGAGUUGUGGUUCCUGGGAUUUAUAGUUUUCUGAUGGUCUUUGGUGACCCCUCCCAUACCCCCUUUGCAACCCCUUCAGGGGUCCCGACCCAAAGGUUGAGAAACGCUGUUCCAAGUUACCUUGUUGUUUCCCCCAACACUACCAGGGUUGAAGUAAGAUUCAAUUACUGGUGCAUUAAACUUCUGUAGGUGGGCUGAAGGAGUAUCAGAACGUCUUAGCCAGUCCUGGAUUUAGAAACCACAAGUACGGGCUUGCCGGGAACCAGCAUACGAAACAGCGUUUCUUUAAGAAAAGCACUAUGCAUUUUGUAGGACUCUGUAGAACUUUGUGGAUUUUUAUCAAGCAGCCUGGUCCUUUGCUACUUAUCCAAGACUAUGAGAACACUUCUAUAUGAAAAUAAAUUUCAGCAAAAUUUGUGAGUGCAGAACUGAUAGAAAAAUCAUGCAAUAAUACAACCCCCUCAUCCACAAUUCAAUAAUCACACUUCCAAAAAUAUUCCUCCACCAGGAGUGUUUGCAGACCAUUCUAGAUCUUCAAGUGGGAUUCUAUGGUAUGCUUCCAGCCUACAGAGAGUCAAAAUGUCAGGUUUAUUAUUAUCUACAGUUUUAGGUAUUCAUGGGGAGGAAGGUAUUGGAACUCAACUUCUGUGGAUAUGGCGGUCACACUAUAAUACAAUAUGCUCCCAACUGUUGAGGUGUACGGUUUUCAACUGCCAGCAGUGAGAAGGAUGUUAAAAAUUUGAAUCUCUUUUAUGAGUAAUUAUGGAGUAAGCAAAAGUGGUGAGGCAACAUUUGUGGGGUGACGUGUCCUCCUAAUUUGGUCCAAGAGCCAUUGCUAUCUUUCACCAUAAAAAAGUUCCUGGCAUAGAGAAUAUGUGUAUAUUCCAAGCCAGACUUCUCUAUUACUGUGUUUGUCAAGCAGUGUGGAAGUAUAACACUUUCAGAGCAGCAUCCUGGAUCAGUUCAGUCCUAGGGCUGUGGGACUGUAAGACUGUAAAAAUUGGACAGGUCCCUUGCAUCCAGGUUUUGUGGUAAGACCCUGAUGCCACCAUCAUUACUUAUUUUCGCAAGUUAUGUAGUUUUGUACCAAAGAUGUGUGUAUUUUUUUCAGCCUUCAGUUUUUGCCGAAACAGUAUGUUGGGUAUUUUAUAUAUACAUACAUGCUACUUUGUCAUAUCCUACUCUGUAAAUUUAUUUUUACACGAGUCUUUAUUUGUAAAUUAUGGACUGGAAAUUGUACUUAUUUAUAAUGCUUUGGGAAAGUUUUACGUUUUCUUUUUUCUCCAGUAGUACAUUGAGGCAAUCUAGAAAUGUUGGGAAUAAAACUCUUAAAGUUGCUACCUUUUAAAA
This is a messenger RNA of Anolis carolinensis (green anole), 3898 nucleotides long. It is a transcript of the gene foxi3, whose product is annotated as forkhead box I3. Bases 114 to 1304 code for a protein of 396 amino acids. The record is from RefSeq and is a predicted model, not a curated record. Gene Ontology annotation, biological process: cell differentiation; regulation of transcription by RNA polymerase II; anatomical structure morphogenesis. NCBI's taxonomy places the organism in Eukaryota, Metazoa, Chordata, Lepidosauria, Squamata, Anolidae. The transcript has 2 exons. Gene Ontology annotation, molecular function: RNA polymerase II cis-regulatory region sequence-specific DNA binding; DNA-binding transcription factor activity, RNA polymerase II-specific.